AUGAGGCCUGCUGGUGCUUUGACUGCUGCACUGCUGGCUGCUCUUGUGGUCCUGGCGUGCAUCCAACAAGGUUCGUCAGUUACUUAUGGGCCGCCCAGCUGCGAGCAAACCUGUGCAGAUGAGAGUGAAUUCGAAAAACCUCUGCCCCCUGUGCCCGAUUUGGAAGUAGGAAACCGGGCGACCCAGUGGGGAACUGUGUUUCUCCUCCAGGUCAAAGCAAAUCUGGGGGAGUUGUCUCCCCCAGGUGUGGCUCGUGCAUUGGGCAUCUUCAGUGCAUGCAUGCACGAUACGAUUGCGCUGGAAAGCCCCGACAUGAAGGAAGCCUACGUUGGUACCAGGAAGGCAAGAAAGAGGCGUAAAGCAGCUGGGCUUGCACCUCUGGAGAAUGUGUUUGUGAUUGGUGAAGGACCUUCAGGAUUCGACCCUGAAGCAGCUAUCGAUGGAGCAGCAUUCACAGCAAUACAAAGGAUGUUUGAGGGAAAGGAAUCGUUGAGCAUUGCCGUGGAUUACAUUCUCACAGUCUCCUCAGGAGUGCCGUCCACUGCAGCUGCAGACAGCAACAUUACUGAUCAAGUUCUGUCCAACUACAACAUUGGACAGCAGCAGUCUUACCAGCUUGGGCACGACGUCUGUGAGGAUGUAAUGAUAGAGUUCACGGAAGAUGGGUUUGAUGUCCUGGCGAACCCCAAAGAAGGGACCGCCAGCAAUUACACGCCAAAGAACAAGCCACAAAGCAGGCCUGGCAUCACAAAUUGCUCUGCGGAGAUCAUGGACAGGGACUAUUGGCAGCCAUUGUGUGUGCCAGUGAAAUACGGCUCAGAAGAGUGCAACGUGCAAAACUUUCUGUCCCCUGGGGCUGGCAACAUGACCACAUUUGGCAUUCACAGUGGCGACUCGGUUAUACCUACAUCGGGACCACCAGCCAUACAGAAUGGAGACAAAGCCGAAUGGAAGAAACAGGCGCGUGAGGUUAUUAGAUACUCAGCUGCUCUGAAUGACGUCAACAAGCUGAAAGCAGAGCACUGGGCGGAUGGCCCAGACAGCACUUUUCCCCCUGGCCAUUGGUACAGGGUGGCAAUUGAGGCAGCCGAGACACAGAACCUGGACAUUGUGGAGACAGUGAAGGUUCUGUUUCUUGUUGGCAUGGCUCUGAACGAUGCUGGAGUUGGUUCAUGGAGCGCCAAGGUCUACUACGACUCCAUCCGGCCCCUGCAGAUGAUCCAGUGUGGAUUUGCUGGGAAAGAAGUGGAGGCUUGGACAAAGCCAUACAUGGGUGUUGACACAAUCAACGCAUCAUCCUGGCAGCCCUACCAGGCAACAACAUUUGUCACUCCGCCAUUUGCAGGUUAUGUCAGUGGCCAUUCAACCUUCAGCGCCGCAGCCUCUCAAGUUCUGAAGCAUUACUUCAGGACGGAGGAGUAUAUGGCACCGAAGUGCCGGAGGAUCCUGGAGGGAAGCAGCCUGUUCGAGGGCCGUAUUGACCCGGGUGGCGAGUUCUAUGUGGAGGACCUGACAGACGUUCCAAAUCAAGGCCCCAAAACGAGAGGGUACGUGCCUGCAGAGGACGUUGUCCUUUGCUGGGACACAUGGGAUGAUGCCUCUGAGGACGCAGGAAUCUCAAGGCUGCACGGGGGAAUUCACAUCAUUGCGGACCACACUGGCGGGGUAGAGUUCGUCGAUGUUGAGGACGACGGCGACGAAGACCCCGUCGAAAUUGCUGAAGUCGAGGCGUUGCUGGCUGGCGAGGACGACACCGAGGAGGAAGGAGCGACGGCAGAACCUGCAUCAGAGGAACCCGUCAUUGAAGCAGCUGAGGGUGCAAGCGAUGCUGAAGAAGAAAAGGUAGAUCCAGCAUCUCUGUCAGCACCUGGCUAUGAGUUGAACUUCCUCUGGUUGGACAGAAAUGUGGCUGUGGCGGUGGAUCAGGUUUUCUCCAAGGGUCAGAAGAGCCCUUUGACAGAAUACUUCUUUUGGCCACGCAAUGACGCCUGGGAGGAGCUCAAAACAUGUUUGGAAGGCAAGCCAUGGAUCCAAGAGAGAGACAGAAUUCUUCUGCUGAACAAAACCACAGAAGUGAUUAAUUAUUGGCAGGACGAGCAAACCAAGCAUUCCAUUCAGGAUGCCCAAGCCAAAUUCCCAGAUUGUUCAUUUUUUGGAGCCUGA
Molecule: messenger RNA, 2163 nt
Organism: Ostreobium quekettii
Lineage: Eukaryota; Viridiplantae; Chlorophyta; Ulvophyceae; Bryopsidales; Ostreobiaceae
Source: the annotation of a GenBank genome assembly